CUGAAAUUCAACAUGGCGGACGCUUGACGUUUGAUGCUCAUCGACCGCUCCGUCAUCUAAAAUCAAUAUGUCCUUUGAAUGAGUAAGGGUUGGUAGUUGGAACAGAAAGCUGGAGGCAAUGUAGACGCUUUGGUUAUGAAUUGGUCAAAGCCACAAUGUAGCAAUUGAAAUAUGGAUUCCGAAGCUUUCGAGAUCGCCAGAGGCCUAUUCAACUCGAAAGGUAUCGUAUUCGGACAACUUACUGUCUAUGUAGAUAAUAGUAUUUUACAUGAUAAGCUGAAUUACGCCCGCAAAUUUUUGCGGGCGUAAUUCAGCUCAUCAUGUCAUGGUGAUGACUUCAACAUUUCUUUGCUCCUUUAAAAAAAUACCAAUAGAUUCCAUGUUGCCGUGGGUCUGUGCAGUUACUGUAAUAAAUUACAGAAGACUUUAAAAUGUGUUAAGAAUAUUAGUCACACACUUGGCUGUGCCCUUUGUUUCCACUUUUGUGUUCUUACUUCAUCUUGUUGUUAUCUGUGAUGUACUAAAAACUGAACAAACAACAUGACCAACAUGAAGAGAGGGGCUCGAUUUAUUUCUUGGAAUUUCCUUGUUCAAACGAUGUUAUUUAUGACAUGUAAAUGCUGUCUUUGAUCUAAAUAAUUUUUUGUUACAUAAGGUAGGAUUGGAAUGUCAAUAUUAUGCUUUUAAUUUCCCAUUGGGACAUACCCUAUUUACUAUUUUCCAACCCCCCCUCCCUCAAUGGCACUCCUGUGGAGACCAAAGGACCUGUGGAAAUAUUUUUGAAGAGGUGGUCAUAAUUUUGAACUUGUGGAUACAAUUUUAAAGGAGAAAAAACAGAAAAUAAACUAAGAACAAAGCUGUAGUCCUGUAGAUGCACUAUUGUUUUGUCCAUUAAUUAAGAACUGUAAGCAUAAUGGAGCAUGGAGCUGCGCAGAAAUCUUACCAGGGUCAGUUAACCCUUUACACCCUAACAUUGGUAUUCAUAUUCUCCAUACUGUUCUCUAUACCUUUCCUCUGUUACUGGAAAGGAGAAUUUGUUUGACAAUCGGGUACUUCUUAACCCCUUCAAGUGACCAAGACAGAAUUUCUCCUUACAAUAUCAAUACAAUAUCAAGCAGGCAGGUGAUGAGAAUAGAGAAGAAUAUCAAUUAUGGGAUUGUUAGUUGAUCCAAUACCAAAUUCUCUGAACUAACAUCAUAAGAAUUGUAUGGCAGAUAGUAAGGAGAAUUACUGAUCAGAUCUUGGGAGUGAAAGGGUUAAAUUGGUGAUCAUUUCCUUUAUUCUCAUGACCUUUACAUUUGAUUCAAGGGUGAUAUUGUAAGGAGAAAUUAGAAGCCAGUCACUAUUGAGGGCUUAAAGGUUAAGAAAUGGAGUGUCCUCCUGAUGGAAACUGAUGCAAGAUUUUGCUUUUUUUUUCUGUUGUUUAAUCAAAACUAUAACAGAAGUCUUGAAUGUCAUUGUUUAUCACCAGCCCAGUUUGAGCACCAAUAGGACAGUGUAUGCAUUAUUCUUGUAAUUGGAUGGUGUAAUUUGACAAUUAUCAUGUUAUGCCUGUGUAAAAGGACAGUAUGCUUCAUGUGUGCACGCUGUUGUCAUGCAUUUUCACUAAAUUAACAUUUUUUUUUUUUUAUGAAAGCAUGUAACUGAUGUCUACAGUAGUUUCUUUAUCAAAUUUUACUGUAGUCUUGAUUAGUUGGUAGCAGGACCAAAUGGAGUCCAAUUCUGUCUGUAAUCAUACUCAAUCAGACUCCCCCCUAAACCAUUGUCUAAUUUUGUUAAUGACUCGUAUCAUUACUGACUGAACUGGACUCCAAUCAGUCUUAUCACCAUUAUUGAUUAUUCAAGUGAGCAUCCAAAGACCGCCUACUGCAGCCCAACAUGGUGUGCUCACUACCAGCUCUAGAGGGCCACCACCUCAGGCUGGAAUAAAGCCUCGUCCAUUCAGUGCCAAGGCUAGAAUAACUACAGAAAGGGUUGGUGAAAAGACAAAUGUAGGGCACAGAUCACGACCUCCAUGGAGACCAUUUUCUGGACAUGCUGCACUGAACAGACCAGCUCCUUUAAUGAACAAAGAAUGUGACAGUAGCACAGUUGCGAUGAAAGAGGAACUCAGCCAAGAUUCUACUCCUGUUCCCUCAGUGUACAAAGACAGGUUAGAUUUUCACGUGUUAAGAGAAUUCUAAGUUUGUUUUAGCCAAACACCUCAUAAACUGUAGAUUUACCUCAACCCUUUUUUUCCCUAACAUCAGAGGGCAUAUUCUCCAUACUGUUCAUUAUACAUUUCCUAAGGUGCUGACAAGGAGAAUCUGUUCAAUAAUCAAGAGGUGCUUUGGUUAAUGAUUAUUUCCUCUUUUCUUGUGUCCUUAAAGUUUGGCUCAGGGAAAAUAUUGCGAGGAGAAAUUAGAUGCUAAUCACUCUUAGGGACUAAAGAGUUAAGACCAGAAUUAUUACUGACAGUAACUUUGUUUUGUCCCAAUUAAUGUGAACAGGUGUUUGCCCAAGAAUCUUACAAUUCUACAAGAGUGGCUGACGGAAGAUGUGCCAAAUAACUGGUGAGUACUUGUAUUAUUUUUUGAUGCGUUGUUUCCUUUGAUUGAACAUUCCAAGCUUUGUUGUCAAUACCAGACAUGUGUACAAUGUGUUCAAUUUGAGGCUCCAAUUUUUUUCUUGGUUUAAAAGUUUUGAUCCAAUUAAUUUUCCCCUUUGUUUUAGUUCUUAAAGAAGAGAGAAGAUCUUGAACUAACAAAAGUAAAAGUCAAACUGGUUUCAAAAACUUUUUUCUUGCGUUGUAAAGAUUUUGAACCAGAACACAAACCACAUCCUAUUAACAAUACCAAUAACUUGAGACAUGCAGUUUGCACAUAGCUAGGAUCUUUUUAAAGCCUAAGUUUUGUAAGUAACACUUUUUCAGUGAUUUCCAUCUUAACCAUUUGUAGCCCAGCAUUAGUAUGCAUAUUCUCCAAACUGGUCUUUGUAAAUUUUCCAUGCUACUGACAGUGGAAUUUGUUAAGAGCUUUUUUUUUAGUUGGUGAUCAUUUCCUUCAUUCUCAUGACCUUAGUGUUUCAUUCAGAAGAGAGACUGUAGGCAGUGAUAUUUUUCCCCGAAUGAUUUAGUCUUCUAACCCAUUACUCUCUACAUAUUUUACCCUUUGAUCUAUAAGAUUAGCAUCUAAUUUCUCCUUACAAUCACAAAUUGAGGUCAUGAGAAUAAAGGAAAUUAUCAUUAACCAAAGAAUCUACUGAUUGUUAUACAAAUUCUCCUUGUCAGCACCUUAGGAAAUGUAUAGAGGAAAGUUUAGAGAAUGUACACACUGAUCUUUGGGUGUAAAGGGUUUAGUUGACUACUAAGCUCAAAAUUGGUGUUUCUUCAUGAAAAAAAGGGCUAAUCUAGCUCGUCCUGUUCUGUUGACAGGCCAACACAACUUACACCCAAACACAGCUUUGUAUUCCUGCCAUGCAUGCAGUCAGAGGAGUGUGUGUGGGACAAGUUACCUGUUGUUCCACCUGCUCAGCAGCCUGAUGAUGUGUUGAUAUUUACUCCAGAACCACAAGUUAAGGUACAGUACAUGUAUGUGGUGUUGAUAUUGUAGGAGACAUGGUGACCCAAAGGUUAGCAUGCUAUACUCUGUUUAAAGAAGUGCAGCCUUGAGUCACCUGGCUGAGUCAAUGUGUUAUGUUCUUGGGCAAAUCACUUCACUCUGACAGUGCCUCUCUUCACCCAGGAGUAUAAAUGGGUACCAGAGAACUGUCAGGAACCAGACCACAUGCUUGGUAGAGAGGGGAUGCUUGGGAUGGAUUGUCAUCCCAUCUAGGGAGGGGAGGAAUACUCCUCAUCAUUUUAUGACCCAGAAACCAGGGUACAUGAAAAGUGAUUGGUCAAUUUUGCUCUAAUUUUUUUGGCUGCAAGACUGACUCAGUGUGAGACAGUUGUGAUUGGUGAGUGUCAUUCCAGUAGUAAAUUAUGUUUCAUUGAACAAUUGGUUCAUAUGUCAGCGUGCGUUCAUCGAGAUAUGAAGCACAUGGGAAGUUUGGAGAGCAGGAAAGAUGCGAAAGAGAAGAGAAAGAUGCAUCAAGAAGCUAGAGUUGCUCUUGGCUACGCCUCGAGCAACUCUUACACAUCUUUUGUGCUCUCCAAACUUCCCAUGUGCUUUAUAUAUCGAUGAACACACAGCUGACACAUGAACCAAUUGUUUUAUAACAUUUUCAAUAUUUUUAUGAAAUUUUUUUCUCAAGUGAUUUGUUUGCUGAUGUCAUAAGCGUGCACAAUAGGAAUACGAUGCACACUCUUGCAAUUGAAUUUGAUUAGAAAAAUUUACUUGCUAUGUUACAAUGUAGGUUGUUCUGUCUGGUUCACUUAGUUUUAGUGAUGCAGUGAGUAAGUCAUUUGUACUUUAGGUGCUGGCAGCCAUAGAUAUCCUGUCAAUGUUUCCUUAAAUCUUUUAAUUGUUUACAGAAAUUUAAGCCCCCAAAACCAAGACUGCAGUCAUUUGUUGAGGUAUGAUUAAAAAUAUUUCAUGACGUACAACUUUAUCAUACAAAAAUAAUAAUAUUUUUUUUUUCCAACUUCUGAUUUCAUGCCUUGUCUUUUGACUACUGGUGAGAUACUUGACCCCUGAACUACAGAGAACAUUUGUAUCAUUCAAUAUUUGAGAAGUGUUUUUAAUAUCCCUUUACACCUUAAUAUCAUUAUGUAUAUUCUCCAUACUAUUCUCUUUACAUUUCCUAAAGUGAACACAAGGAGAAAUUGUUCACAAUCAAGAGUUGCAAACCAGUUUUUCAUUUGUUAAAUUUUUUUUUUCAAGGAGGAGGAGAGAAGGUGCAAACACAGGUGAACUGUUUUGUAAUAUAUUGAUAGAAUGAAUUUAACAAAUGAUAGUUAAGCAUAUUUAGGAUUAGAAGUGUUUUCAAUUGAAGUUCUUUCUACUGGACUGAUAAAAAAGAUUUUAGCCUGCUCUAUGGUAAAGUUUGCACUCAAGCCAAAUGGCUCAUCCUGUCUUAGCUUAGCUUACCCUGGUUUGAAUUACAUGAGGCAGCUUGGAGUGUUGUUAGUAUAAACUGGUCAGGUCACCUGGAAGUCAUGUCAGCCAGAGGUUGAGUCAUGUUGCCCAAAAGUUUGGUUAUUUUGCCCAAAAUUUUGGUCAUGUCACCCAAAAUUUUAGUCAUUUUGCCCAAAAUUUUGUUUAUGUCACCCAAAAUUUUAGUCAUGUUGCCCUAAAUUUUAGUCAUGUCUCCCAAAAUUUUAGUUAUGUUUCCCAAAAUUUUAGCCAUGUCACCCAAAAUAAAAAGUCAAGUCACCUGAAGAAACAAAUACUUAAAAGUUCAGACUUACAGACUGUAAAUAAGCAAUUACUGGUGAGUUGAGAAUUCUGUAUUACUAAAGCGCUGUAAACUAUAAUAACAUGGUAUUUAUUGUUAUUUUUUAAGAAGUAACAUUGUGAGAACAGAUCCAAGUCCCUCUACACAUGAGUAAGUACAUGGAUGAAGAACAUAAUUUUUCACAUGAACCCUUCAACUCCAAUAUCUCAUCAGAGAUUCUUCUCAUCAUCUGCCCUCAUCAUCUGCCAUACAAUUCUUGUGAUGUUAGUUCUGAGAAUUUGCUAUCAAAUCAACUUAUCUCCCAAUUUAUAUUUUUCUUUAUUCUCAUCAUUUGUCUACUUGGUAUCGUAUUGAUAUUGUAAGGAGAAAUUCUGUCUUCAUUAUUCAUGGAAGUUGAAGGAUAAAUAACAAUGUGUGUAACCAUUUUUGGAAUACACUGGAGAUUUCAUACCAAGAUGAAAUUUACAGAUGUUUUUGCCUCUAUUUUAUUCUCACUUUAAGCUUCUUUCAAUUAUGUUUUUAGCAUUUUUGAGGGAAUGCAGAGAGCAGAUAUUAUUAGACAAGAGAUUGAAGAUCUUGAAAGGCUGUUACAAGGUAACUAUUAACAGUGGAGGAGCAGGGAGUGUAGGGCAUGGUGGUUUUGCCCUAUUUUACAAUGCAAUUGGUCCAAAAACAAGCACCACUUUUUUUUUUCACCGAUCAGAUGCAAACUUAAACCAAGUGUGGCUUUAUCUCUUUUUAUUCACACAGUUUGCUAGUUUCUACUUCGAAUUCUCAUUGGCUCGUUGAGAUAUUUACUUUCUUCUGAUUGGCUCAAUUGAAAUGUGCUGUAAUGGUAGGGGUUUCAAUAAUGGGGGAGGGGGGGAUUGCAGGUGGUUUCCUGUAGCCAGGAGACCUUGAAUUCCGUCUGUUAAGCGUUCAAGCGCUCUUUUUGAUGCCCAGAAUACUGGAAAUUGCAAUUCCUGACUAUAUAUAUAUAUACUUUUUUUUUUUUUUUUUUUUUUUUGGGGGUUUAUGAACCAUUCCCCCCCCCUUUCGGAAAAGGAGCCUUACAUCCUCUUCCUCAACCUUUUCUGUUACACUGUCGGCAGCCGCGUAUUGACAAUGUUAUUAAAACCCCAGAGUAAUAAGUUGAUAUGUAACCAAAAGAAACUUGUUGACAAAAAAUUAUUUUUAUCAUUAAUUUUAAUAUUGUUUUUCAUUUUAGGCAUCGGAAACCCCAAGGGCUCUUCUAUAGUAGUGCGAUACCAGCAUGAUAUAAAUUACUUGAGAGACAUGGCCAGAAACACAGUUGAAGGAUAUGAAUUGUGAGUGAAAAUUAUCAUACCAUACAAAUUCUCGGGUUUUUUUUUUCUAUUUCAACAUUCAAUGACAUUGAUUACCACUUGCAAAAUAUAAAUGACAUUCAUGUAAAUGUAAUUUUAAAAAAUUGAAUUUUAAACUCCUAACCCUUCAGUCAUGUACCGUGUUAACUUAGCGUUUUGUGGGAUAGUGUUUUUUUUUCGUGUUUGACAGGGACACUUUUUUAGCAGUUGUGGAUGAUUUAAACGUUUGCUGGGAACAGCUUUCUUCCAAUUUAUUUUCACGCAGCACAAAAUUAAGGAAACCGAUAAUGUUUUCAACCGAUGUUACUUAAUGAGUAACAGCACACUGCAGUACUGACCACAUUGUGUAUAUCUAAGAUCUGGUUUGUUCUCCCUCGUCUUCACAGUUCCCAGGAGGCGCGGAGUCUUACCCCAGUAGCUGCCAGUUUUCAGGUAGGAAAAAAUCUAUCUCAUAGGCAUGACAGUUUAGCUACACGGGGGAAGUGAGUAGGAUAAAUUUGCACCAGUAAGUCAAAUUUCCAUUGUUGAAUGUAAAAAGUAUCCCCUGGACAGAGGUUUCCUGUUGAUGCAGGUAACAGUAUAUCGGCCAUAUCUCCAGUUAGGACCAAAGUUUAUUUGCCUUGAAUGAAAAGGUCCCAUUGUACAAAGGUUGGAUUUAGAAAGCGCCGUUAAGUACCUUUCCUCAAAGUAGCUCCUCAACUUAAGUUCUUCUUUGCAGGAGGAUCUUGUUAGAUAUCCUGAGAAACACGACCAGAUUGUGGCGACUAUUAAAGAACGACGGGAUCGAUGUGUGAAGCAACUGGCUGACAUAGAACAGGAGAUUAUGAACAAGAGCUCAUGAUCUUCACAAGGCAGAGGAGGGUGCAAUCUGAUGCCGAAUCCUUAUUCACGGUUUAGGCGGACAGUUUCAGUCCAGUACUGCAUGAGUGAGCUUUGUUUUAACGUGUUAGACUUAGGACUGAUUGCUUGUAAAAAAAAGAAAUUGUAGUAAAUCGCGAGGUUAAUGACAAAUGCGUCCUAUUUUUAUUCUUCCCUUUCCUGACGAAAUAUAAUAGGGAACUGGAGAAAGGUGUGUGAAAUUAAAGAGAACUAUUUUUUCGUUAAGAGUAGCGUGCGAAAAAACGUCACUUUUCUUUGCUUUUUCUAGGCGGGCGGGGCAAGUGCGAG
Molecule: messenger RNA, 7808 nt
Organism: Pocillopora meandrina
Lineage: Eukaryota; Metazoa; Cnidaria; Anthozoa; Scleractinia; Pocilloporidae
Source: the annotation of a GenBank genome assembly